This is a messenger RNA of Paramecium sonneborni, 1065 nucleotides long. Lineage: Eukaryota; Ciliophora; Oligohymenophorea; Peniculida; Parameciidae. The record is from the annotation of a GenBank genome assembly.
AAUAUCAAAUAAAAUUGCAUAACCUUAUUUAUCAUGUCAGACGAAUAAUUAACUAUUCUUUAUAUGAUCAAUCCAGACCCAAUAUUUUACGGUAAGAUGGAUCAACUUAUCAUUGAAACAUUUUAAAGAUUAAAAGUCAAUGUGAUCACCACAGAACUUGAAGAAUUAAGUUUUAUUGUAGGGAAUGUAAAUAUAAAUUAAUAUCUCUAUAUAGGAAAUCACAUUCUUUAGAAAAGGAGAAUAAAUACAAUUUGAUGCAUUUUUAGGAUAUGGAUAUAUGGCACCAAAACAUUAUCAAGAUUACAUGUAUUUCAAUUUUGCUGUUUAUUCAGCCGGGAAAAUAACCCUUCAUAAUCCUACAACAGAAGGAAUACUUUAAAAUAAAUUACUUCAAUAUGUUAAAUUUAGUUAGAAUCAAAUUCCAAUACCUAGAUGUGGAGCCUCUUUCUCUGUUAAUACUUUCAAAUAAAAUCUUAGAAGAUUUAAUAAUAAAACAAUCAUGAAAGAAGUUGUAGGUUAUGAAGGUACUGGAGUUAAACUUUCAGUAAGUCACAACUAAAGUACAGAACUUUUUUGUAAGUCAAUAUGGAAUGGAGAGUAAGCCAUUAUUUAAGAUUUCAUUGAUGAUACAGUUGGAAGAUCAAUUAGAGUUCUUGUGAUUGGUGGUAAAGCUGUUUCUGUCACGGAAUUUUAGGAUAAUGUGGUAAUAUUAUUAUUUUUAUUCUAGGAUUUCAAGUCUAAUGGAUAUAGUGAUGACUUUAAAAUUGAAUCAAUGAUGGAUUCAGAUUAAAAAAAUGAAUAUUUUAAAAUUGCAGAAAAGGCUUGUGCUGCUAUAGAUUCUCAUUUAACUAUAGGAGGUGUUGACAUUUUAGAUUCUAGAAAGAAUGGACUUGUUGUUCUAGAAAUCAAUAGUUGGCCUGAAAUUACAUUCUCAUAAGAUGUUACAGGUCUUCCACUCUUUGAUUAAUUUGCUCAAGAAUUUAUUGAAAAAAUUAUUACCAAGAAUAGGGAAAGAUCAAACUCAACUUGAUUUAAUAUAAUGUAGUUUUAUAUAUGUUUGCAAAC